AUGCAAAAGGCAAGAAAGGAGAAAUAUCCUAAGUGCCAAAGACAAGAAAGAAGGAGAAAACUUUUUGGUGGAUUCAAUACUGUUUCUGAAUACAAAGAGGUGUCCAAAAAUGGUUUGCCAGUUAUCAAAUGGGACGACAACGUGGAGGAAGCAGACAGUACAGAAGAAGAAGAAGAAACACACGAGGUGUACACAUCAAAUAAGAUAAAGGAACAUAUUGAUGCCGUUCGGUUAAUGUUGCAAUCAAUGGAUGAUGGAGAGAUAAGUAUAUCAGCUUAUGACACAGCUUGGGUUGCUCUUGUGAAAGACAUUAAUGGAAGUGAUACUCCUCAAUUCCCUUCAAGUCUUGAAUGGAUUGCCAACAAUCAACUUGCUGAUGGUUCGUGGGGUGACAAGUCAAUCUUUUUGGCUCACGAUCGAAUCAUCAACACAUUGGCCUGUGUUAUUGCUUUGAAAUCUUGGAAUUUGCACACUGACAAAAGAGAACUAGGAAUGUCGUUUGUCAGAGAGAAUUUAAGCAAGAUUGGAGAUGAAAAUGCUGGGCAUAUGCCAAUAGGAUUUGAAGUGGCGUUUCCUUCACUAAUUGAGAUUGGAAAAAAGAUAAGCAUUGAUAUUCCGGAUGAUUCUCCUGUCUUGAGAGAGAUAUAUGCUAGAAGAAAUCUAAAACUUACAAGGAUACCAAAAGACAUAAUGCACAAAGUGCCCACAACGUUACUCCACAGUUUGGAAGGAAUGCCAGAUUUGGACUGGCAAAAGCUACUUCACUUGCAGUGCGCUGAUGGGUCUUUCCUCUUUUCUCCAUCCUCCACUGCCUUUGCACUUAUGCAGACUCAUGAUACUAAUUGUCUCAAUUAUCUCGCAAACACUGUUCAGAAAUUCAAUGGCGGAGUUCCGAAUGUAUAUCCGGUGGACUUAUUUGAGCACAUCUGGAUCGUUGAUCGAUUGGAAAGACUUGGAAUUUCUCGGUAUUUUAAGGCAGAAAUUAAAGAAUGUAUUGAUUACGUCAAUAGACAUUGGACAAAUAAAGGAAUCUGCUGGGCUAGAAAUUCCAGAAUUCAAGACAUUGAUGAUACGGCCAUGGCUUUUAGACUUUUAAGGUUGCAUGGCUACGUGGUUUCUGCUGACGUAUUCAAAAACUUUGAGAGCAGGGGUGAAUUUUUUUGCUUCGUGGGACAAUCGAACCAGGCAGUGACUGGAAUGUAUAAUCUGUUUAGGGCUUCCCAAUUGAUGUUUCCUGGAGAGAAGAUACUUGCUGAUGCCAAGAACUUUUCCUCCAAUUUUUUGCAAGAAAAACGAGCUCAAAAUCAACUUCUAGACAAGUGGAUCAUCACCAAAGAUCUCCCCGGAGAGGUAGAAUAUGCAUUAGACAUACCGUGGUAUGCCAAUUUGCCUCGGAUAGAAACAAGGUUCUUUCUGGAACAUUAUGGUGGUGAAGAUGAUGUGUGGAUUGGUAAAACCUUGUACAGGAUGCCACUUGUCAAUAAUAACACCUAUCUGGAGCUGGCAAAAUUGGAUUACAACAAUUGCCAAGCAGUGCAUCAGCUUGAGUGGAGAAGCAUUCUCCAGUGGUACAGAGAGUGUGGAUUAGGAAAGUUUGGAUUUAGCGAAAGAAACCUAUUGGUGACGUACUAUUUGGCGGUGGGGUGUGUAUUUGAACCAGAAAGGUACAGAGAGCGGCUGGUUUGGGCCAAAACCGCUGCUAUUAUGGAGACUAUUAAACGCCACUUUGGCAGUUCCCAAAUCUCUGGGGAACACAAGACUGCUUUUCGUCACGACUUCGCACAUAGCAGCAGCAGCAGCUUACACUGCCUGAACUCUAAUGCUAGGUAUAGGACAGGACAGAGACUCGUUGGGACUCUACUCGAAACCCUAAAGCAGCUCUCACCGGAUAGCAGAGAUAUCCAUCAACACUUGCGUCAUGCUUGGGAAAAGUGGCUGGUGAUAUUGGAAGAGGGAGGCGAGGGAAAAGGAGAUGCAGAACUCCUAAUUCGUACGUUAAAUCUCUGUGCCGGCAUGUCAGAUGAGCUAUUGUUGUCGCAUCCUAUGUAUCAAAAGCUCCUCAACAUCUCCAAUAAUGUUUGCCACCGUCUCCGUCUUUUCCAGCAGCAUUCUAAGAAUUCGGAGGAUCAGAGGAUUGAAAAGCAGCUGGAAAUAUCGGCAUGCAUGAAGAUAGAAUAUGACAUGCAACAACUUGCUGAGCUCGUGCUAUCCCGCUCUGAUUGCUCAGAUGAGGAUCUAGAUGACAACAUCAAGCAAACGUUCCUUAAUGUUGCCAAGAGUUUCUAUUAUGCUGCUUACUGUAAUCCAAGAACAAUUGAUUUUCACAUUGACAGAGUGCUCUUCGAAAGAGUACUUUAA
Messenger RNA from Nicotiana tabacum (common tobacco), 2358 nucleotides. Lineage: Eukaryota; Viridiplantae; Streptophyta; Magnoliopsida; Solanales; Solanaceae. The record is from RefSeq and is a predicted model, not a curated record.